Salvia splendens (bonfire salvia) is the source of this 936-nucleotide messenger RNA. RefSeq lists its product as uncharacterized. The transcript has a single exon. The record is from RefSeq and is a predicted model, not a curated record. Lineage: Eukaryota; Viridiplantae; Streptophyta; Magnoliopsida; Lamiales; Lamiaceae. The coding region runs from base 1 to 936 and encodes 311 amino acids.
AUGAACGUGAUUAGAAAGGUGAAUGUAGACAUCUCAUUGGUGGAUCUUUUCACCAAUUUCUCGAGAUUCUCCAAGUUCUUCAAAGACAUGAUGGCAAACAAGGAGAAACUUCAGGAUGAGGGGAUUGUGGCAUUGAGCACGAAUUGCUCACAACUGAUAUCUGGAAUCAUGCCGACGAAGAGAAGAGAUCCAGGAGGCUGCAUCAUACCAUGUGAAAUUGGUAACACGAUUUUCACAAAGUGUUUAUUGGACCAAGGUUCAGGUAUCUCACUUAUGGCAUUGAAAACUGCUCGUGCCAUUGGUUUGGAGGAAAGAAUGGAGCCUAUCGAUAUCGCUCUACAAUUGGCUGAUCACUCCAUAGUGAAGCCUACUGAAAUUGUUGAGGAUGUCUUGGUUAAAAUCGAUAAGUUCAUCAUUCCUGUUGAUUUUAUUGUGCUUGACAUGCCAGAAGAUAAAAAAGUGUCAAUUUUGUUUGGUAGACCAUUUUUAGCAACGGGAGAUGUAUUGCUUGGAGCAAAGGAUAACUCUGUUACAUUCAGAAUUAAUGGUGAGCAACUGACCAUUAAUGUUGAGAAGGCAAUGAAACAUUCUACUGAUGUAAAGGCAUGUUUUCGAGUAGAUGUCUUAGACAGAUGCAUCUUUGAUAAGUCGUGCUAUUCUACUAGAAUUGAAGGAAGUGUGUUUGAAAGGGGAAGUCUAGAAAGAGACUUUGACUCCACAUUCAAGAUGAGUAUCGAUGACAUGGAUGGAGAACAAGUCGAUCAAUCGAGCUUAGAGAAACAAGUUGUGAUUGACACAUGUGUUGCAGAUUUGAGACCAUCAAUUGAAGUGCCUCCCAAUCUUGAGUUGAAACCACUCCCAAACAAUGCCAAGUACGCAUUCUUGGAGAAAGAUGAGACCUUUUCCAGUUGUAGUUUCAGCAGAAAUGAGUGUUGA